Caenorhabditis sp. 36 PRJEB53466 is the source of this 3503-nucleotide messenger RNA. Lineage: Eukaryota; Metazoa; Nematoda; Chromadorea; Rhabditida; Rhabditidae. The record is from the annotation of a GenBank genome assembly.
AUGCUCAAUAGGGUUCGUUCCAUUUUUCAUUUUUCGUUUUCGCUUGAAUCAGAGAAAACGUGGGAUGAUCGAUGAAAACCUUUCGCUUCCGUCAUUUUCGGUACCCCGUACAGACUAGUACGUCUUUUUGCGGGUCUUAUUUCUUCGUAUUCAAAUCCGUCGUGUAUUCUGCUCGUUUCACUUCGCUGUAGGCUACAAAAAGCGAUAUGAUACGUACAAAAAGUGAGGAAAACGAGAGCAGCUAGCAGUGUCAAACUCUUAUUUCUUCUCCAAAACAAUAUCACUCACAUUUCCAUCUGAAACCAUCCACAUAAUGUUGUUCAUCGUCAAAAUCAGUAAUCCAAAGUACUGUCGAUGUUCGUUGUUCGCAUUCCAAUCACCGAUGCUCAACCGAACUUCGUCCCAUCUUUUUUUCUGAAAUUGCAGCUCUGUUUUUCUCCGUCAUCUUCCUCCAACUAUUACAACAGUUUUCACUCGAAUCGUCACUUUUCCGAGUGAGUCUCUCGCUAUGUUUCCCUGCUCUCGUCUCUUGAGAGAUACUUUCUACUGUGAUCAUUCACGUGAACGACCCGGUUCUCUGUCUCUAACUGUCGGGAUCUCUCCAUGUUCACAAUCUUCUCCAAUUUUGUUUUCGUUCCCUUUUGUACUAUGACGGCAGAGAGCUAUUUUGAUGAUGGGAGGUAGUUUGGGAUUGUCUCUAUAUAAGAUUGAACGGAACGCAUUGAGGCAUUGAUAACAAUGUCUACUCCAAGUGCGCCUCAACAAACGGAGAAUUCAUCGAAUUGGCCGGUACGUUCUUCAAUUCCUCCCAUUCCUCUGCUCUCUCUCUUCUCUCUCCUAAGACGAUUUUCAAAGAUGCGAUUGUUUCGGUGAUAAGAAAUGAUGUAACCGAUUGAUAAAUCUCUCCGAUCUUUAAAAGUUAUCGUCCGAGGAACCUGUCUUUGAUCACAGUCCAUUUGCGAGUGACGUAGAUGGAUAUUUAUAGAUUUGAUCGGUCUAUAAAAGUUGUGUGAACGGGGAUACCGGCGGUCUGUAGUCUCGAUUGAUCUUGACGUCACUGAUACUUUUUGAUUGAUCAAAGAUUGAUGAGGGUGUUGUAAAUUCGUGAGCUUUUCUCUUCUUGUCUGUCUCAUUGGUCAUUUCUGUUACCAUCAGAUCAUCCUAGAUAUUACCUGGAUAAAUGUCUGCGUUGUGAACACUAGGGGCUUUUCCUUUUGUCUCCCGACCAAAGCAUCAUCAUGAAGAGAGAUAUGCCCUGUCUGUGUCUCUCCAUCCUGCAAACUCUCACUCUCUUCCAUCUCGUCUCUAUUCGUCAGCCAAUUCACCCGCCGAAAUAUCUCUUGCCGACCCUUUUUGUUGUCAUCUUUUUGCUCGGUCGAAAUAAACACACCAUUCCUGCCUCAAUCGGUCGAUUUUUGCUCGCUUUGACUAGCCAUAAACUGGUAGCCAGCACGACAGUCCGCUUGGUCUGCGUCUCCUCGCUCUGUCGUUCUCUCGACCUGAUAAGGGAACACGGGAGGCGUGGUGGUGGACGAGUAUAAAUGAGUAUCGGCAGGAACCAUCCAUCGAAAACACUUCUGCCGAAUCCAUCAUUCUUUGACUAAAUACUAGUUACCUCGUUUCCCAUCUCAACUCUGCAAUUUUCAGCUCAAUUCACUUUACCGCUUGUUUGGAUCCGCAUCCUCUACUACUGUCACAAUGAGCCCGAAAAAGGUCACAAUCAUCGGAUCCGGAAACUGGUAAGUUUCGGACCUUCGUGUUCCUUUAGAAAUCACGUAAUUUCAGGGGAUCCGCCAUCGCCAGAAUCGUCGGAAGCACCACGAAAAGUUUCCCAAAUGAGUUCGACCCGGAAGUCCGGAUGUGGGUUUUCGAAGAGAUUGUAAACGGAGAGAAGCUGUCGGAAGUUAUCAACACCCGCCACGAGAACGUCAAGUACCUGCCCGGAAAGGUUCUUCCGUCCAACGUGGUCAGUACUCCGAAGUCUGAAAUAAAAGAGAAGAUAGCUAUUGUUUACUUUUUUCCCGUUCUCUCCUUCUUCUUUGCACCUCCCACGACCACGUGUUUAGCCUGCAGAACCACAGCGAAAAACAAAAGUGCGAAGUACACACGAGAAUGCAAUUUUGCAGGUCGCAGUCACCGACCUCGUCCAGUCAUGCGAGGGAUCCAACGUGCUCGUGUUCGUCGUUCCGCAUCAGUUCGUGAAGGGAAUCUGCGAGAAGCUCGUCGGAAAGAUUCCUGCUGACACGCAAGCCAUCUCGCUCAUCAAGGUAGGCAAGAAUAUGCUGAACAGAUCAUCAAAGGAUAUUUUCCUUCUGAAUUCAUCUCAUCCGCACUAUUUUUCUCUCGUUUAGGGCAUUGCGUUCGACAAAAAUGAACAGGUAGAAAACUGAUUUUGCAUGGGUGACAUGUGUUCCAUAUCGUCUUAGAAAUAUGUUUUGAUUACUCAAAAGUCUAUGUUCUUUUGUCGAAAACUCACACGAUUCCACUUGUUCUUCGACCCGUUUGGCUUUAUUCCUUGUUUCAAUAAAAGCACAGCGGUUACGAACUCCUCACUUUCCCCUAUUUCUAUUCAACCAACACAAACACUACCAAUACGAAAACCGCAUGCAAUUAGCAGUUAAAUUUCAUAAAAUCCAUACCAAAUUGGCCAUUUUUCAGGGAGUGUCGACCGAGAAGCGCGGAGGGCUGAAGCUAAUUUCGGAGGAGAUCAAGGAGAUUCUGAACAUCGAGGUCAGCGUUCUAAUGGGCGCCAACCUGGCUCCAGAAGUGGCGAACGAUAACUUCUGCGAGGCGACGAUUGGAUGCAAACGAAAGGCUCAAGACGGUCCCCUGCUCAAGAAGCUCUUCCACACUGACAAUUUCCGAAUCAACGUCGUCGAGGAUGCUCACACCGUCGAGCUGUGCGGAGCUCUGAAGAACGUGGUCGCAUGCGCUGCCGGAUUCACUGACGGACUCGGCUACGGAGACAAUACGAAGGCGGCGGUGAUUCGGCUGGGACUCAUGGAAACCACAAAGUUCGUCGAGCACUACUACCCGGGAUCCAACCUACAGACGUUCUUCGAAUCGUGCGGAAUCGCCGAUCUCAUCACCACGUGCUACGGAGGACGCAACAGAAAGGUUGGUUUCGAGAAAGGGGACGUAGAAAUGAGAGUGCUAGAUUACCAAUUGAGAGUGUUUCACGCUUCGAACAUUGCCAAAAGCUCUGAUAUUGAUUGAUUAUCAGGUCUGCGAGGCGUUCGUCAAGACGGGAAAAACGUUGGCCGAGGUGGAGAAGGAGCUGCUGAACGGGCAGAGUGCCCAGGGACCAUUGACCGCCGAGGAGGUUUACCUGAUGAUGCACAAGACAGGACUCGAUGCCAAGUGGGUUUCUUCCUCUUUUCAAUCUUAUUUCAAUCUUAUUUUGCAGGUUCCCACUGUUCACCGCCGUCCACAAGAUCUGCGCCGGAGAGAUGAAGCCCGCCGAGCUGGUCGACUGCCUCCGAAACCAUCCGGAACACAUGUAA